Parathielavia appendiculata is the source of this 311-nucleotide messenger RNA. RefSeq lists its product as uncharacterized. Bases 94 to 291 code for a protein of 65 amino acids. The transcript has 2 exons. Lineage: Eukaryota; Fungi; Ascomycota; Sordariomycetes; Sordariales; Chaetomiaceae. The record is from RefSeq and is a predicted model, not a curated record.
AUGUCUGGGACGUUCGCUUAUCAUUACUCGUAAAAGAGGGACCAUUGUGCGGGCCACCACACAAGGUCUGGUCAGCUCGCAUAUAUAAAAUCGAUGUUGCUACAACGAGAGCAGGAGCUAGAUAAUUGGAUGGGUGUCACGGGAUUCCCCGUUCCUGUUGUCAUGGUUAUGUCAUAUGCUUGCGGUUAUGCAUACGUCAUGGGGUCUGAUCAUACGUCUAGGGUCAUGCUAACGCAUAGGCCUCUGCUCCAGUACUUAAGGUCUGGUUGCACGCCCAUUCCUGUCAUUUAGCUCUUGCUCUCGUUGUAGCA